AUGAUGUCCACCCUCAGCCUCAACAUCAGUAUUGUGAACCACCAAAUCUUUGUCCUCGUGGGCAUCCCUGGCAUGGAGGAGGAGAACUCUUGGAUGGCCUUCCCUCUCUGUCUGCUCUACAUCCUGACUCUCUUUGGAAAUGUGCUCAUUCUCUUUGUUAUCAAGACAGAUCGGAGCCUUCACGAGCCCAUGUACCUCUUCCUCUCCCUCCUCGCCUGCUCGGACUUGGGUGCCACUUUGUGCACCAUGCCCACGAUGCUGGGUGUUUACUGGUUUGGCUUCAAAGAGAUCUCCUUCAAUGCCUGCAUCGUUCAGAUGUUCUUCAUCCACCUGUUCCAAUGGACAGAGUCUGGCAUCCUGGUGGCAAUGGCUUUGGACCGAUCCGUUGCCAUCAAAAACCCUCUGAGAUACACUUCGCUUCUCUCAAAUACAGUAAUCGGAAAAAUCGGACUAGCCAUAUUGGCAAGAGGUUUCUGUGUCUGUUUCCCUGCCCCGUUCCUUAUCAAACGACUCCCCUUCUGCGGGUCCAACAUGCUAUCUCACUCCUAUUGUCUCCACCAGGAUAUCAUGCAUUUGGCCUGUGCAGACACUACAGUCAAUAUGUUGUAUGGUUUGAUUAUAGUCAUUUGUACAUUAUGUUUGGAUGUCGCGAUCAUUCUAGUUUCUUAUGCCCUGAUCCUGAAGACCGUGCUGAGCGUUGCCUCCCGUGAAGAACGUUCCAGGUCUUUGAACACCUGUGUCUCCCAUAUCUGCGCCAUCUUGAUUUUUUAUAUGCCAAUGGUUGGUGCCAGUGUAGUUCAUCGGGUUGGACGGCACCUGUCUCCCAUGGUUCACAUGAUGAUGGCCAACAUCUACAUUGCGGUCCCACCUGUUCUUAAUCCCAUUGUUUACAGUGUGAAAACAAAACAAAUUCGACAAAGGAUCUGCAAAAUGUUCCAGCAAAACAAAAUCAGGAGCUGA
Molecule: messenger RNA, 960 nt
Organism: Sphaerodactylus townsendi
Lineage: Eukaryota; Metazoa; Chordata; Lepidosauria; Squamata; Sphaerodactylidae
Product: olfactory receptor 51H1-like
Exons: 1
Coding region: 1-960 (319 amino acids)
Biological process (GO): G protein-coupled receptor signaling pathway
Cellular component (GO): membrane
Molecular function (GO): G protein-coupled receptor activity; olfactory receptor activity
Source: RefSeq, a predicted model, not a curated record